UAUGAGAGCGAAUGAAAUGAGUGAAAAAGAAAAGUGGGGUGAGAGGGCGGAGGGCCUACGUGAUCAGCAAAUUGAAGGAAAAAAGUGGUUAUUCUUUCCAAUAUAUCUAGGACGCAACCGCGUCGAAAUGGCUGGCAUGUAUUUAAGUAGGGAGAAAAUGGGAAACGUCAAACAGAAUGAUGAAAGAAGAAUGGAAAUAUUAUGGUAUGAGGAGAACGAAUGUAUAGUUUCUGUAAUUUUGGACGGCGAAGAAUCGGCUAUGGAAUUUGUAGACUUGAAAUCUUGCGAGGAGGAGGAUGCCAUCAGGGGAGGACGAUCCGCUGAUAUAUACGUUGUCGUCUAUUCCUUAAUGGAUCGAAAGAGCUUCGAAAAGGCUAUUGAUAGGCUAUAUGUUCUGAGGAAAGUAAUGAAAAACGACAGGAGUAUAAUUCUAGUUGGGAAUAAGAGUGAUUUAGUUCGUGUUAGGAUCGUCGCCGAAGAUGAAGGUCGAUCGGCGAGCAAGAUGUACGGCUGCAAAUAUAUUGAAGUUUCCGCCCUACUAUCACACAAAGUAGACGAUCUUCUUGUCGGUAUUCUCCGUCAAAUUAGAUUAAGUGAAAAGAAACAAUUGGAAGAAGAGACAAAACACCGAAAGUCGAGCGGAAUUACAGAAUGUAUGGACGACUCUAUGGGUUGUUUGGUAAGCAAGUCUCGGCAUAAAGUUCUCUCUAGACUCCGUUCGAAACCGUCGAGGUCUUGUGAGAAUUUAUUUAGCGUAUAA
Dimorphilus gyrociliatus is the source of this 760-nucleotide messenger RNA. The record is from the annotation of a GenBank genome assembly. NCBI's taxonomy places the organism in Eukaryota, Metazoa, Annelida, Polychaeta, Dinophilidae.